This is a messenger RNA of Drosophila persimilis, 283 nucleotides long. Its product is annotated as immune-induced peptide 3. Gene Ontology annotation, biological process: defense response. The transcript has 2 exons. The record is from RefSeq and is a predicted model, not a curated record. Bases 32 to 154 code for a protein of 40 amino acids. Lineage: Eukaryota; Metazoa; Arthropoda; Insecta; Diptera; Drosophilidae.
CUGCCGUGCACCAAAUCUUCACUAAUCCACAAUGAAAUUCCUUUCGCUUGCCUUUGUCCUGGGCCUGAUGGCGGCUCUGGCUAACGCCACGCCACUGAACCCCGGAAAUGUCAUCAUCAACGGCGACUGCCGCACGUGCAAUGUGAGGGCUUAAGGUAGUCGCAGUCGGAGGAUCGCUACAAUCGGCCACAAUGAACACAACACACCGCCGCAUAAUAUAAUGUCUUAAGCCUUAAACUGAAUUUCUAAACGAAUACAAAAUAUAUUUUAAAAUGAAAUCGCA